AUGGAUGUUGGUCCCGACCCUAACCUUCUUGCACCGCCGAUUCAGCUGAAUGACAUACACAAGAAAUGGGAUGUAGCCAUAUUCAUCAUCGUCUUUCUUAUCGUAGCCAGCUUGACGGCUGUGCUCCGCCUGGUGUUUCGUUGGAAGUCUAAGACCUUUGGACUCGACGAUUGGGCAAUGGUGCCAGCGCUGGUGUGUUACAUUGCUCACUCCAUCAUGGCAUGCUAUGUGAAUGCCAAAGCGGGCAUCGGGAAGCCUCUUUGGGAGGUCACCAUGCCAGAAUUCGAGCUAUGGGGCAAGGGCCUCGUUAUGACAUCCUUCCUGUACCCUCUCGCUUCAGGCUUCGUACGCAUAUCCAUUCUUCUAUUCUACGACCGAGUCUUCUCUAAAGCCAGCAAGCCCAUGCGGAUAGUCAUUCGGGCAUCCCUGGUCUUCGUCGGUUGCUACAUCGCUGGCUUCGUAACAUAUGCUGGAUUCCUCUGUAAGCCUCUUCAUAAGUUCUGGAAGCCAUUUGAGAGGCGUGAAUACUGUGGUGACAACGUUAACUACUGGAUCUAUACUGCCCUUCUCUACAGCGUCAGCCUUCUGCAAGAUUUAGAACUUCUGUUUCUGCCCAUCGGAUCCGUGAUAGGAUUACAAAUGCCGUUAAAGAGGCGUAUUGGAGUGAUUAUUAUAUUCGCUCUGGGUACAUCAGCGUGUGUCGCUGCCGCAUACAAGCUGGCAAUUUUCGGCUUACAGUGGGGACGAACGGGAACUAUUGACCCAAGAUGGUAUAUGUCGCAAGCCAGUCGAGUGAUUCCUCCCCAGUUCGACAAGUAUGGCUACACUAUGUGGAUUCCCACACAAUCAGAGCUUUCAGCCGCCAUCAUUGGGCCCUCUCUAAUUGCACUAAAACCUUAUCUCCGAACAACGGCGGAGAAACUAUCUACGAGGAUCAACGAUACCUUUGGAUCCGCCGUUGGGACGAUCGCGGGUAGAGGGAACAAGCCACGGUCGGCGGAUAUGACCCACCACACCUCCAACAAAGAAUAUGUGAAGAUGGAUGACGGCUCUAAGGCAGCUGUCACAGAUUUCGAACUUCACCACGUGAGAUCAGGGAAGUAG
Lindgomyces ingoldianus is the source of this 1104-nucleotide messenger RNA. RefSeq lists its product as uncharacterized. The record is from RefSeq and is a predicted model, not a curated record. The transcript is spliced from 5 exons. NCBI's taxonomy places the organism in Eukaryota, Fungi, Ascomycota, Dothideomycetes, Pleosporales, Lindgomycetaceae. Bases 1 to 1104 code for a protein of 367 amino acids.